AUGUCAGUAUAUACGUCAGUGCACACAUCUGGACAUUAUCAGAUUCCUAUAGUUGUGAUCACAAACUGGAUAUACGUAUACAUCAUACAAACAUCAAAUACAUAUUGCUAUAUGGUGCAUGGUGCAGAUGUUGAUGUUGGUAAUCGACAGAUACCAUACAAGACAUCUGGAAUGGCUAUACCAAUCAGUGCGGUAGUUAUUGAUCGUCCGUCUUCCAGCGAAUUAACUGCUGUGAUCAGAGAAAAAAUGGUAGCAGAUUGCCUAGCUCGAGCACAGAAGCGUAGAUCUAGAUAUGCUGGUGAUUACUCUUCAACGGGAACAGGACAGCAACCUACUGAAACCAACCAUGUCAUAACUCAAUCGACUGCAAAUUCUGAUAAUUUGGACAACUCUGUCAAACAGUCCAAUGGGAAAAUGGUAGAAGAAUCUCUAGCUCGAAUAAAGCAGCGUAAAUGUAAAUACACUGGCGAUUGUUCUUCAACCGGAACAGGACAACAGUCUACUGAAACCAGCCAUGAUGUAGCUCAAUCAACCGUAGAUCCUAAUGAUUUGGACAACUCUGUCAAACAGUCCAAACAGUCUGAUGAAUCGCCGUCAUCCUCUCAGUCCAAACAGUCUGAUGAUAUAUUUGAUAUCACAACAUGUAGUGAUCCCUAUCCUCUUCCCGAAAGCUAUGUUUCAAAGAACGAACAGUUUAUUCUCACACCUCGGCAAAAACUGGAUAGGAUCGAAAGAAUGAUGAAAAAGAUAGGUAUGGAUAUUCCAAGUGGAGCUGAAAAUACAUAUCCAUACAAGGUGAAUGCCGAGGCAAAACAGAGAAUACAAGAAGCUAUACAAACGGGACGUAGAAUGACUCCAUUUGAUAGAAGGAAUCUAAUGAGACUGAAACUAGCAAAAGCAUGGGUGUGUUACAAUUUGGAACUCGAGUCGUUCAAGGAAAUGUCGAUAAACGCUGUAUCUGAGCCAAAUCCAAAACCAAAACCAAAACCAUCCGAAUCUACUUCUAAAUCUCAUGGUUCAAAACAGAGUUAUUUUAAAAUCCAUCAGUCAAAAUCAAAUCGUCAAGAAAAUCAAUCCACUUUAUCAGCUUGGAAACUUAAACUCAAAAUUAAGAAACCUAAACUACCAAAACUGACAGUGUAUAGUAAAUCAAUGUUUGGAAACUAG
Messenger RNA from Batrachochytrium dendrobatidis JAM81, 1167 nucleotides. RefSeq lists its product as uncharacterized. The coding region runs from base 1 to 1167 and encodes 388 amino acids. The transcript has 2 exons. NCBI's taxonomy places the organism in Eukaryota, Fungi, Chytridiomycota, Chytridiomycetes, Rhizophydiales. The record is from RefSeq and is a predicted model, not a curated record.